Colletotrichum graminicola M1.001 is the source of this 1128-nucleotide messenger RNA. RefSeq lists its product as uncharacterized. The transcript has 7 exons. NCBI's taxonomy places the organism in Eukaryota, Fungi, Ascomycota, Sordariomycetes, Glomerellales, Glomerellaceae. The record is from RefSeq and is a predicted model, not a curated record. Bases 1 to 1128 code for a protein of 375 amino acids.
AUGGCAGCUCAGAGAGAUUUAGAAAGCCAGAGGAAAACCUCGGAUGAGCGGACCCCGCUGCUGGGGACGUCCGCCGGGGACGAGGCAAACCAGCAACAUGCCCGGGAUCGGGGCGACGACGACGACCGCAGUGGGGAACACGAAGACGUAGAACAGGUUCCUUUGAUCGCAUCUCAGGAUGGGGAGGGAGAAAAUAAGCGCACGACCGGUUGGUGGCUGUGGAGAGCUUUCUGGGUCGUCCUUGCUGUUUUCUUCUUGACCAUCUUUAUCAAAGGCUGGAUUGAUGCCAAGGACACGAACUUUGACCUCAAAGCAGCACUUAAAAGGGCCCUUGGUGGUGGUUUGAGUGGUGCUGCGGCUAUGGUCUUGCAAGUGUUGACUCUCAUGCCUAUAAGGACGAUCAUGAACUAUCAGUACCGAUUCGGGACUGGAUUCCAAGAGGCUGUCAGUACUCUUUAUCAGGACGGCGGAGUGCGAAGAUACUACCAGGGUAUUGGGGCUGCCCUCAUUCAAGGACCCGUAUCUAGGUUCGGCGACACCGCUGCCAAUGCCGGCAUUCUUGCCCUCCUUGAGUCGAAUUCCUUCCUGAACCAGCUGCCUACGCUCAUCAAGACAAUCUUCGCUUCUCUUUGCGCUGCUGCUUUCCGCAUGAUCCUGACGCCCAUCGAUACUCUCAAGACCACACUGCAGGCUCAAGGCUCCAAGGGUACCGCCAUCCUCCGCAAGCGUAUCAAGACGCAUGGCGUUGGAAGCUUAUGGUGGGGUGCCUUUGCAACAGCUGCAGCGACAUUCGUUGGGCAUUACCCCUGGUUUGGAACAUACAACUAUCUCUCCGCCAACAUCCCUGAGCCGGAAAAGGGCCACUUAUUUUUAUGGCUUCUCCGCCUUGCUUUCAUCGGGUUUUGCGCUUCGAUCAUCUCGGACUCAGUGUCGAACUCCCUUAGAGUGGUAAAAACCUACCGGCAGGUCAAUGACACCCAAGUGUCCUAUUCAAAGGCAGCAAAGCUUGUCAUCCAGCGAGACGGGUUCGUCGGCUUCCUUGGGCGUGGCCUCAAGACCCGCAUUCUUGCCAACGGUCUGCAAGGCAUUCUCUUUUCCAUCUUGUGGAAGCUUUUCCUUGACCUGUGA